Molecule: messenger RNA, 1204 nt
Organism: Papaver somniferum (opium poppy)
Lineage: Eukaryota; Viridiplantae; Streptophyta; Magnoliopsida; Ranunculales; Papaveraceae
Product: single-stranded DNA-binding protein WHY1, chloroplastic-like
Exons: 7
Coding region: 84-923 (279 amino acids)
Biological process (GO): defense response; regulation of DNA-templated transcription
Molecular function (GO): single-stranded DNA binding
Source: RefSeq, a predicted model, not a curated record
AUUUUAUCCAGAGUUCACUUUUCUCUCCGCUGUCAUAACAUCUUAUCUCACCCAAGGAAGAAGAAGAAAAGUAGAAAACAAAAAUGGAAUAUGUACCAACUUCUAGUUUAACUUUGCAACACCCUAAAAUUACUUCACUCAAAAACAACUUUAAUUCUUCCUCUAUAAACCCUUCAUCAUCAUCAUCAUCAUCAUCUUAUAGUUUGACUAGAAUCUGUGUAAAACCCUCUCAAUCCAAUAACAAAAACAAAUUUACCAUCAAAUGUAGAAAUUCAGAGUAUUUUCAGAAACAACAACAGAGAUACACAAAACCUUCUGAAGAAACAUUUAGUUCACAAGCUUUAGGAGCUGCAACAAGGGUUUUUGUUGGUCAUUCUAUCUAUAAAGGGAAAGCAGCUCUUACUGUGGAACCCAUAUCACCAGAAUUUCUUCCUUUAGAGUCAGGUGCUUAUAAGCUAUCAAAAGAAGGGUUUGUUCUACUUCAGUUUGCUCCUAGUGUUGGGGUCAGGCAAUAUGAUUGGAAUAGGAAGCAGGUAUUCUCUCUGUCAGUGACUGAGAUUGCAGCUUUGAUGAACCUUGGUUUAAAGGAUUCAUGUGAAUUCUUCCAUGAUCCAUUUAAGGGGAAAAGUGAGGAAGGCAAGGUCAGAAAGGUUUUGAAAGUGGAGCCCCUUCCCGAUGGAUCUGGACAUUUCUUUAAUCUAAAUGUUCAAAACAAGCUCUUGAAUGUGGAUGAAAACAUUUACAUUCCUGUUACCAAGGCAGAACUAACUGUUCUAAAUUCAGCCUUCAGUUAUAUCUUGCCAUACCUUCUAGGUUGGCACACUUUCGUGAACUCCGUGAAGCCUAGUGAUACCAGCCGUGUCAACAACAACACCAACAUGCGUUCUGGAGCUGAGACAGCUGAUUUGGAGUGGAGCAAGUAGUAGUGGUAUCUCAACUCAGCAUCAUCCCGACUGAUAGGAGGAAAGAUUUGAGAUGGAUAGGCUCAGCCCUGGUGCUGGACAAGCUGGCGGUUUUCUACUCAAAUUUACUUUUAGGAGGAGCUUUACAGUUGUCCAAGUUCCAAUUUUGUGAGAGACAUCUGUUUCACCGCAUUGACAUUUGUAAUCCAACAGCGCCUGGAUUGAUUUGUUUUGUUUGUUUAUUUGACAAAAAAAAAGGUUAAUUUUUUUGAGAAAAAAAAGUUAAAGAGGAUACAAGAGGU